Molecule: messenger RNA, 1590 nt
Organism: Adineta ricciae
Lineage: Eukaryota; Metazoa; Rotifera; Eurotatoria; Adinetida; Adinetidae
Source: the annotation of a GenBank genome assembly
AUGACUGAAAAGUCUCCUCUACUAGGUGGCCAAGCACCUCUAUAUCCAACCAUAACACAUCCUACUGAUCCAAAUACAGAUGCAGUACCACCACCAUAUCCUUCAGGGCCAGCGCCAUCAACGGAAAAUGCACUCCCGCCUGCGAAUCAAUAUCCGAAAAUUGAAACUCAGAGUGGUUGGGCUGGAUGGCAAGACCGUGGCUUUGCUAUUGCAUUUUGGAUUCAUUUUCUCGUCGUAAUUAUUCUAGGAUUUGCAUUAGGUAUACCAGCACUUCGUGCCGAUUCACUUAGACCAUUCGACGAUCCAACAAGAAGUACAUUUGACUACAAUGCUGACUUGUUUAUUCGUGUUUUUGUUGGUGCUGCAGCUUUAAGCGGUCUUGUAGCAUUUAUAUCAUUUUUUAUUCUUCAACGGUGUGCUGGUCGAAUUAUUAAAUGUUCGCUUUAUAUGGGCGUAGCAAUUCAAAUUCUCAUUUGUGUGAUCCUAUUCAUUGUUGCUUGGCCAAUGGGUAUCAUCACGCUAAUAUUCGUGCUCCUCUCAAUUUGGUAUAUUUACCUCGUUCGAAACCGUGUUGCUUUUGCUGAAGCUCAUAUACAAGUGGGCUGUGCUGCACUACGCAGUCAUCCAUCUGUAUUGGGUGUUGCUAUUAUUAUGCUGAUCGUACAAUUCGUUUGGGUAUUUAUUUGGGGUUUAAUGGCAUUAGGUUUUGAAUAUUAUAUGAACGGUAAUCAGAAAUCAUCGUCAAAUGGUGUUCUAGGUGGUCUAGUUGCCAUUGUUCUCUUAACAUCUUUGUUUUGGGGAGCUUUAAUAUUUCGAAAUAUCACACAUUUUGUUACAGCAUGUGUUGUUGGUCAAUGGUGGUUUACAGCUGAUGCACAUCGACAAUAUGCUGUUGAAGCUAGCGUCCAACGUGCGUUUACAACAAAUUUCGGCACGAUUUCAUUUGGUUCUCUGAUAUUAGCAUUUAUUAAAGCACUACGUGUUGUCGCACAAGUCAAUGAAAGCAAUGCUCGUCGAGGUGGAAAUAUCGUUAUUCUACUUAUCAGUUGUGUUGCUGUGUGUGUACUUCGAAUAUUUGAAGGACUCGUACGAUAUCUCAACGAAUGGGCGUUUGUUUACGCAGCAUUAACUGGCCAAUCUUUUCGUGCUGCCAGUCAAAGUUUUCUUAAUCUAUUUCAACAACGAGGUUGGACGUUGAUUGUCAACGACGAUCUUGCUGGACAUGCUCUAACCAUCGUGACAAUCGCUAUCGGACUAAUAUCUGCAGCACUCGGUGGCAUCGGUGUUUACGCUGUCAUGCCAAGUUCACCCUCACGAACAGCUAUUGCCGGCAUGGCGGCAUUUUUCUGCUUUACCAUUGGUAUUACGAUGGGUACAAUUAUGUCGUCCAUUCUUAGUUCUGGUGUACGAACAGCAUUCGUCUGUUUUGCAAUCAAUCCUGCUGCACUUGGCGCAACACAUCCUGAACAUUUACAAAACUUAUUACUGGCUUGGUAUAAAUUCCACCCACAAGAGUUUGCGCAAAGCGGUUUUGCAAUGCAUCUUCCUAAGCCCGCCGCUUCUUCUAGUGAUAUUUAUCAGCAUGUAUAA